Molecule: messenger RNA, 3028 nt
Organism: Oldenlandia corymbosa var. corymbosa
Lineage: Eukaryota; Viridiplantae; Streptophyta; Magnoliopsida; Gentianales; Rubiaceae
Source: the annotation of a GenBank genome assembly
AAAAAAAAAAAGAAAGACGAGAAGCAGUCCAGUCCAAAGAGACCCUGAAUGAACGAAACACACACACACACACACACACUCAUCAGCUUUUGUUUUCUUUCUCAAUUUUCUCUCCUAAACUCAACGAAACUCACUCCCCUCCUCGUGUCCCCCGCCUCCCUUUCCCCCCUUUCUUCUUGGGGGCGUAAUUAACCACACAAAAUCCGCCAUAAACAAUACACCCAAAACACAGCCAGCCCCCUCUCUCUCACAGCAUAGACUAAGAACAACUCUUCCAGCCUGCAUUUUUUCAGUAUUUGGGAAAGAUACCAAAAACCUUUUUUACUUUAUAACAGAGGGCUCUGUUCUUAUUCUUUUUGUGGGUUGCUCUGUUUUUUGGGUUUUAAAUCGUGGGUUCUUGUUAGUUCUUUUGGUGUACUCAAUGGCGACUAUCAAUUUACCAGGUGGGAUGACCUUAUCGAAAUCGAAUACGAGUCGGGUCGUUCCGGAUCGUUUGGCGUCGGUGAAGAGUGUUAAUGAGUUGUUCUGUUUCAAAUCAAGAAGCGGCGGCUGGAAGAAAAUAGCUUAUUCAGCUCAAGUUUUUGCCGUGAAAUCCGGCGAGAGGAUUCAAUCACCCAAAAGGAGUAGUAACAACUAUGUCUCUUCCAAUGGCCCUGCUUCUGUUUCUGGCGAUUUUGCUUUGGGAUGGACAGCAGUCGAUUCCGAUCCUUGGAGAAAAACAAAAAUCGUGUGCACCAUAGGUCCUUCCACAAGCUCUCGUGAAAUGAUUUGGAAACUAGCAGAAACAGGAAUGAAUGUAGCUCGUUUAAAUAUGUCACAUGGAGACCAUGCAUCACAUCAGAAAACAAUUGACCUAGUGAAGGAAUACAAUGCUCAGUUUGAUAGUAAGGUCAUUUCAAUCAUGCUGGAUACUAAGGGACCUGAGGUCAGAAGUGGAGAUGUACCUAAGCCAAUCCUACUCAAAGAGGGUCAAGAGUUCAAUUUCACCAUUAAAAGAGGAGUUUCCACUGAAGACACUGUUAGCGUAAAUUAUGAUGACUUUGUUAAUGAUGUGGAGGUUGGGGAUACUUUAUUAGUUGAUGGUGGAAUGAUGUCUUUAGUUGUAAAAUCAAAGACAGGAGAUACGGUAAAAUGUGAAGUAGUUGAUGGUGGAGAGCUGAAAUCGAGGAGACAUCUGAAUGUGCGCGGGAAAAGUGCAACCUUGCCUUCAAUAACAGACAAAGAUUGGGAAGAUAUCAAAUUUGGUGUGGACAAUCAAGUUGAUUUCUAUGCUGUUUCUUUUGUCAAGGAUGCUAAAGUGGUUCACGAGCUAAAAGAUUAUCUCAAAAGCUGUAACGCAGACAUUCAUGUCAUUGUUAAGAUUGAAAGUGCCGACUCUAUACCAAAUCUUCAUUCUAUCUUAACUGCCUCCGACGGGGCUAUGGUGGCUCGUGGGGAUCUUGGAGCUGAACUACCAAUUGAGGAAGUCCCUUUAUUGCAGGAAGACAUUAUUAAAAGGUGUCGAAGCAUGCAAAAACCAGUGAUUGUUGCUACAAAUAUGUUGGAAAGCAUGAUUGACCAUCCGACGCCGACAAGGGCUGAAGUUUCUGACAUAGCAAUUGCAGUGAGAGAAGGUGCUGAUGCGGUAAUGCUUUCGGGAGAAACUGCCCAUGGAAAGUUCCCAUUGAAAGCGGUUAAAGUAAUGCACACCGUGGCAUUGAGGACUGAAUCCAGCCUAUCAGCUGCCAGUAGUCCUUCAAGUCCAUCAUCAAUUACAUAUAAGGGCCAUAUGGGAGAAAUGUUUGCUUUUCAUGCAACCACGAUGGCUAAUACGUUGGCUACACCCAUCAUUGUUUUUACAAGAACUGGAUCCAUGGCUGUCCUUUUGAGUCAUUAUCGACCUUUCUCAACAAUAUUUGCUUUUACAAAUAAUGAGAGGGUGAAGCAGCGGUUAGGUCUUUAUCAAGGUGUUAUGCCAAUUAAUAUGGAAUUUUCAGAUGAUGCAGAGGAGACAUUUUCUCGAGCAUUGAAGAUGCUCUUGAGCAAAGGUCUUGUAAAGGAGGGGCAUUUUGUUACUCUUGUCCAAAGUGGAGCUCAGCCAAUAUGGCGUCGGGAAUCAACUCAUCAUAUUCAAGUUCGCAAGGUCCAGAGCUAGUUAUCUCAUUUUUCCAAUUUGUUUAGAAUUGAAAGGGUUUUUCGAUAGAAGUUACAUCAGUGGUAUAAAUUGGUUUUGUUUUGAUAUCUUCUGCCCAAUAGAUACUUUGUUGGCAGUAUGAAAAUAGUUGAACUUCUGAAUGAGGCACCGAAGUUUUGAUCAUCAACGAUUUUGUAAUCACUGCUAUAGAUACAGACGAACUAGUUUUCACCUGGUCGUUUUUUUUAUUAUUACGUUUUAGUCCGUCCACUCGCCAUGUUUUUCACUUAGAAUUAACGGCAACAGUUUGAUUUGCCGAAUCCUUUGUUACGUUGCCUCCAACAGUGUUGGAAAGCGCUGCUUGUGAUCUUGUGGGUUUCAUUGGAUAAACUGUCCUUUCAUUGUGUUUGUGCAACACCAUUUGUUUGUUAAUAAAAUUUGUGCAAUACUCCUAAUCUUUGGUUGCACGAAUGUAUAUUUGCUCUCUUUUUUUUUUAUAAAUUGACACCCAAAAGUUAUUAUAAAAGCUUUUAAAUUGGAUACAUAACAUGAGUUUUGUAUCGCCAAGAAGAUGAGUAGAGAAAUAAAACAAUUCUUACAACUGUAAAAGACCAAAAUUUAUCUUAGAGGUAGGCCGUUUUGAAGGCUAGAAGCUUCUGCUUCUUCGCUUGCUACAUUUCCAUGGACAACAAACGAAAAAUCGUUCAUUUAAAGUGUAAGGGACUAGAAGUUUUCAUUUUGUAAAAUAUGAGGGAUUAUCUCUGUGAUUUAUUCCUAUACUCGUGGCGUUUUUGGCGCGUUAAUGUGUUUGGGUUAAAUUACAAGUUUCCGGGUUAGAAGCAAAAUCGGGUAUUGUACCCUAAAUUCCCGAUUCCUCGUUCAUCAUUUUUGCUUCCACACUUGCCAUUCCCCCCC